AUGCAAAUAAGAUUAUACGUAUUGCGAAUAUUAUUUAUUCUAUGUGCUUUCCAAAGAGAAGAAUGCACUGCAACCGAAUGUUAUCAAUGUAACAGUAAAAAGGAUGAAGAUUGUUCCAUUAAUAAAGUACAUUAUAAAUAUUUAAAAUUGUGUCCAUCGGGUCAUUUUUAUUGCCGUAAAGCUGUUUAUAUGUAUUAUUUUAUGGGUUCAUAUAAUAGUAUAAUAAUGCGUGAAUGCGCAAAAUUGCGAAAUAGCCAAAAGAAAUGUUAUCAAGGACGCUACACUCGAGAUAGUUAUCAACUUAUCUGUGAAUGUAUGGGUUAUGGCUGCAAUUCUUCUCAACAAUGCUCACCCAAUCUCAUGAUCUACUUUCUGUGUACAGUUUUAAUUAUUAUUUUAUUA
This is a messenger RNA of Trachymyrmex septentrionalis, 402 nucleotides long. RefSeq lists its product as uncharacterized. The annotation marks the transcript as partial. NCBI's taxonomy places the organism in Eukaryota, Metazoa, Arthropoda, Insecta, Hymenoptera, Formicidae. The record is from RefSeq and is a predicted model, not a curated record. Gene Ontology annotation, biological process: positive regulation of voltage-gated potassium channel activity; sleep; regulation of synaptic transmission, cholinergic. The transcript is spliced from 3 exons.